Anolis sagrei ordinatus is the source of this 1201-nucleotide messenger RNA. RefSeq names its product testis expressed 26 (gene TEX26). Lineage: Eukaryota; Metazoa; Chordata; Lepidosauria; Squamata; Anolidae. The record is from RefSeq and is a predicted model, not a curated record. Gene Ontology annotation, cellular component: cytoplasm.
GAGCAGGCCCACUACCAGGGCAACCCAGAGGCCAGGUGAGGCCUGCGCGCAGGCGCAGUAGCGGCCCUCACUCCCCAGCAGCUCGGGUUGCUCCCCUGAACUGCCAACACCACUAAAGCAGAGGGCGCAGUCGUCAUGGAGCCCCCCGAGAAAGACGAAGGACCGCUCCUGCCCCCCAUCCACGGAGCUGCGCCUGCGCCGCCGCCGCCUCCCGCCUCAGCUCCUCUCCGCAGACCCAAGUCGGCUCGAACAGCGCCCCCUGCUGUAGGUAAAAUAAACUGGGAUCCUUAUGAAUCAACAAUGAAACACGAGUUUGUCUUUAAACCUGCAACAGAUGUGGAUGCAGAUUGUGCCAGAACAGGGACAGGGCACGUGAUUCCCUUUCAAGUGGAUGAACCAACUGCAAGGAAUAUUUACAAAGAUGAAUACUGCUGGAAGCCUUAUUCCAAGGCAGAACCUAUCAGGAGUGGCAGUGCAUCGGGAAUAAGGAGAAACAACCCACAGCCUGGCAACCGAUUUCUGAUAUGGCAAAUGCCUCGAGGGGAAAUGCCAUUGCCUACGGAAAGUUUUUCACCUUGGACAAAAUCUAUUAGCAAACAAGAGAUUGAGGACGUAUUAAAAAGGCAAUAUAAAACAUCUUAUGCAAGAGAUUAUUUAGGGAUACAACCAGGUGCUGCAAAAGAUGAUUUUACAGCUCCUCCAGAUUGGAAAACAUUGGUUCCAAGGCCUCCAGAUACUGAAUUCAGGCGUAAUUUCCAGCCACAACCCCAUGAUCCAGAUUUAAAGUAUUUUACUCGGAAAUAUGGUUGCAAUGCAAAGCGCACGACUCCAGUAAAAGGCGCGGUUCCUUCAGUGUCAUCUGCCCAGAUCUGGAAUUAUGAACACAGUAAACAACUGUCCACCUACCAGAGAGACUUUGGAAAAGAUUAUCUUGAAAUGGUAUCAGUUUUGAAUUCUCUAGACCCAGAAGAAAUUAGAGCCUAUGUGGACAGAUCUCCUUAUCCAGAAAAAGCAAUUCUUCAGAACUUCCUUGACAAGGUCAACAAAACAUUCCCAAGGCCUUCCUCCUCAAAGAAGAUGGAAAAAAAUCCAGUCAAAGCAUGUGAUGAUUGUCAGGAGAAACCCCAGCCAUCCUCUGGGCAGCUGGACCACAACUGAAUGCCCUUCGGGUUUCUCUAACAUUAAACCUUUUGAAGAGUUA